Molecule: messenger RNA, 1245 nt
Organism: Tuber melanosporum (Perigord truffle)
Lineage: Eukaryota; Fungi; Ascomycota; Pezizomycetes; Pezizales; Tuberaceae
Exons: 5
Coding region: 1-1245 (414 amino acids)
Biological process (GO): protein phosphorylation
Cellular component (GO): cytoplasm; nucleus
Molecular function (GO): ATP binding; cyclin-dependent protein serine/threonine kinase activity
Source: RefSeq, a predicted model, not a curated record
AUGACACCGUUACCGUCGCAAGAAUGGAAAACCACUUUCUCUUUUAGGGAGAGGGUUGCCAUCGUCGAGCAUAUAGCCUCAUUAUUGGAGUCGUCCGAUCCGAGCCUCGAGCACUCUCGUGCUCUAUCCUCCGCCCGAGCUAUCGAAGUCGAGUCCCACGAGAAGUCUUUCUCACAGGAGGAAUACACCCGCCUUUGGAAGGCCAAACUACAAGAGCUUAAGGAGAAAUAUGCAGAGAAGCAGCUGGAGACUCGAAGUCUCUCUGCAGUUUCGGGAUCCGGCAGUGCUUUCGAUGAUGCUGCUUCCCAGGACAUCCCGCACGCAACAGAUAGGGGAAUCACAAUUGGCCGCUUCAUUGGCUGCAGACAUCACAACUCGGGGAUCUUCUCGGACGUCUAUAAAGCUCUAUUAAAGCCCAUGACUCUCAUGUCGCCCGCUCAAUUCGUCGCCUUGAAAGUCACUAUCCCUUCUAGAAUGGCCCCACCGCACGACUCCCACCGUGAGGCCAGAAUUCUUCAAAAAUCCGAGCACAGAUGCGUCGUCAAGCUCCUCGAGAAAUUUACGCUGCCGACAUCUCAAUUCGUCAUGGUGUUUCCUUUCUACAACUAUAGCCUCGACACACUCCUCAAGUCAAAUGCCAAAAUUGCCGGUGACCAGAUGGCCGAUAUUUUUCAAGACGUCCUCUGCGGUCUUGAGCAUAUUCACUCGUUGGGGAUAAUCCAUCGCGACGUCAAACCCUCCAAUAUUCUCCUCAUGGGCGCAGAUGGCCCUGCCGUCCUCGCGGAUUUCGGAAUCGCCUGGUCAUCCAAUGAUCCCGAAUCCGAGCCUGCCGAGCACAAGAUUACGGAUGUGGGGACUACCUGCUAUCGACCCCCUGAGAUUCUUUUCGGGAACACAGCUUAUACCACAUCACUGGAUAUGUGGGCUUUUGGGUGUGUCAUGGCAGAGUGCUAUACAGAUGGCCGCGAGUCGCUAUUCGAUGCUGGUGACUUGGGCAGCGAGUUGCAGCUUAUAGGGUCCAUCUUCAGGAGGCUUGGGACGCCUACGUUGGAAACCUGGCCUGAAGCAUCAAACUUCUCCGACUUUGGUAAGAUAUGCUUCAAUAGUUUUCCAGCCCAGAAAUGGGAGGACAUCUUGCCUAAAGCGCCAAGGCCUGUCACGGAGCUUUUAUCUCAGUUGUUAGUUUUUGAGAGUGGGGAUAGGCUCUCUGCUACUGAGGCGUUGGCAACCGAUUUAUUUGAGUGA